GGUGGAUCCUGUCUGGCAGCUGCAGGGCGCAGAGCUCGAGGCGAGGGCUCCUUUCUCUUCCCGUGGCCAUGGAGCGGCUGACGUUGCCUCCCGGCGGCGCGGAGGCGGUAGAUGAGUACCUGGAGUACCAUAGGUUUUUAAAAGCUCAUUAAAAAUCAAGGGAGAAGAUUAUGCCGAUUGUAUAGCUGGCCUUGAACUCAAGGAGAUCUGUUUGCCUCUUCCUCCUGAACGCUGCUAUUAAAGAUGUGAACCACUACUGCCUGACUUUAGAAUUGUUGGUGAGGAUGAUGGAGGGAAACUUUUUACUCCCGAAGAGUAUGAAGAAUACAAGAAAAAAGUCUUACCCAUGCGUUUACAGAACAGAUUAUUUGUGAGCUGGCGGUCACCAACAGGAAUGGACUGUAAACUUGUCGGCCCAGAGACACUGUGUUUUUGUACACAUAGGUAUAAACAGCAUCAAACCGACUUUGAAACGAUUCCACAGGAGCGCCCCAUUGAUCUGCCUUGCCGAGUACCUGGAUGCAGGUGCAAGGCUUACCACUACGUGCCUCUGAAUGGUACCCAGCCCGUUCGCUGUAGGUGCAAGCACUUUGCUGACCAGCACAGUGCUGAGCCUGGCUUCGCAUGCAAUGCCUGCUCCAAGUGCUCAGGGUUCCACAGCUCCUUCACUUGUGGCUGCGGCCAACCAGCAUAUGCCCACGACACAGUGGUGGAGACACGGCAGGAAAGGUUGGAUCAGGGCAAACCAGUAGGACGCGACGUUCCUUACGCAGCAAUGGGAGGUUUAACUGGCUUCAGCUCACUGGCAGAAGGCUACAUGCGCCUCGAUGACAGUGGCAUUGGUGCACCUUCAGCUGAAGUUUUGGACUCUCCAGUUUUGGACAUUGAGCACCCAUUCAUAAGCACCAUGCAAAUGCCAUCUACUUCUUCUCUACAAACACUAACAGAUGUAGGUCCAAGCACUCAGAUUUCUUCCAUUAAGAACCCUGAAGAGGAUCAUGAGGCCUACUUUGAAACACGACACCAGGAAAAGAUAAAAGUGGAAAAAGUUGCUAAGCAGAAAGGAAAAGCUCUACCGUCACGAGGUAAAAAACAUUCUUGAAGUCUGUUGGACAAACUGAAGCCAGUAUCCUGAUGCAUUUAUUUAAGUUGAUUUUCUUUUACUCUGUGUACUUUCUUAUUGUAUAAAUAUAUCUUUUUGAAUUUUGCUUAGUUUACUGAAACAGGUGAAGUGAAAUUAUUUUUGUCAGAAUUCAUGGCUUAGCACUUUCUCUGCUUUUUAAAUAUAGUCUACGGUGUGGCCCAGGCUCACUUGGAAGCCACGGAACUCCUCCCUCAGCAUAUGUAUGCUUUUGCUCUCUGGUAGCGAGUUAUAUGUGUUAUUUUCAUAUGAUCAAAACUCUGAAAUCUCAGUAAAUAUUUUUAGUUUAUCAUUUAACUUUUGUAGGCUAUCUAAAAAAAUUAAGGAUAUUAUUAAAGGUUUUAAACAAA
Messenger RNA from Mesocricetus auratus (golden hamster), 1491 nucleotides. It is a transcript of the gene Fam221a, whose product is annotated as family with sequence similarity 221 member A. Lineage: Eukaryota; Metazoa; Chordata; Mammalia; Rodentia; Cricetidae. The transcript has 8 exons. The coding region runs from base 347 to 1102 and encodes 251 amino acids. The record is from RefSeq and is a predicted model, not a curated record.